Penicillium griseofulvum is the source of this 870-nucleotide messenger RNA. Its product is annotated as nucleic acid-binding protein. Gene Ontology annotation, molecular function: mRNA binding. Bases 1 to 870 code for a protein of 289 amino acids. The transcript is spliced from 2 exons. Lineage: Eukaryota; Fungi; Ascomycota; Eurotiomycetes; Eurotiales; Aspergillaceae. Gene Ontology annotation, cellular component: cytosol. The record is from RefSeq and is a predicted model, not a curated record.
AUGCUCUCCGCUACGCAGUUCGCCUACCCUACCCUCACACAGACACGAUUGAACUCUACCGAUGAAGGUCCACGAAUUCCCAUCAGAUAUGUUGAGUCUGUCUCUCCAAAAGCCUCACCGGACCAGACCCGCCUGGACCGAGGCGAGCGCCGCCGUCAGCAUAUCAGCGACGGCCCCGUACCGAAAACCACCCUUUACGUCGGCAACCUCUUCUUCGACGUGACCGCCGAGGACCUGCGCAAGCAGUUUGAGAAAUACGGUGCCGUGGAGAACGCAAUCAUCGUCCACGAUGCCCGCGGUCUGAGCAAGGGUUUCGGUUACGUUACCUUCAGCACCGUCCAAGAAGCCACCGAAGCCAUCACACAGCAGCACGGAGGCAUUAUGGAAGGCCGCGAGGUUGUCGUUCAAUUCUCCAACACGACAUACCGCUCCAUGGCCGACCAGAAGCCCAGCAGGACCCUGUACAUCGGCAACGUACCCUACGAAUUGACCGACCAGGAUCUGCAAGAUCUAUUCGAUGAUAUCCCAGGUGUCACGGACGUCCGCAUCCCCGUCGACCGUCGCACAGGCUUGCCCCGUGGCUUCGGACACAUCGACUUCAAGGACCAGCCUAGCGCUUCCCACGCCAAGGAGGUCCUCUCCCGCAAGGCGCCGUACGGCCGCAAGUUGGCUGUCAGCUUUGCUAAGCGUAAGGUCUUGAGCCCUGAGGAUCAUCUGCGUCACCAGCAGAAGAAGUUGGAGAGGAAGAAUUCUCCCCGUACCUCCGGUGUGAAUGAGGUGCGCGGAGUGCGCGAGGUGAACGAGCUUGGUCAGGCUGAGCAGAAGGAGGCUGAGUCCGUUCAGGAGAAGACUGACGAGCAGAAGCAAUAG